Molecule: messenger RNA, 2486 nt
Organism: Anoplopoma fimbria (sablefish)
Lineage: Eukaryota; Metazoa; Chordata; Actinopteri; Perciformes; Anoplopomatidae
Gene: casc3
Product: casc3 exon junction complex subunit
Biological process (GO): mRNA processing
Cellular component (GO): exon-exon junction complex
Molecular function (GO): mRNA binding
Source: RefSeq, a predicted model, not a curated record
AUGGCGGACCGGCGGCGACGGAGGCGGCGCGCGUCGCAGGACAGCGAGGACGACGACGAGUCCGGCUCGGGCUCGGACACCCCGAGGUCCGGCUCUCCCGCCAAGAGCCGCCUGCGCGACCCCGAGCCGCCGGAGGAGGCGCCGGCCCGCGUGGAGCCCAAGCCCGACGUGCAGUCCGAGUGUGAGAGUGAAGAUGGCGUCGGAGAAGCUGUCCUCUCUGACUACGACAGCGCUGAUCCAGAAGAAAACGGAUCCCAUUCAGAGGGAGCCGAGGAGGAGGAGGAGGCCGAACAGUUCAGCGAUGAAGAAACUCCAGCAGCAGCCAGCGAACCCAAACAGCCUGCAGCCGACGGCCCAACGAAGGUAGAGGAGGAGGGGAAGCAGAAGGAGGAGCAGCAGCAGCAGCAGCAGGAGGAGGGGGAGGAGGAGCAGCAGCAGGAGGAGGAGGAGCAGCAGCAGCAGCAGCAGAAGGAGGAGGAGGAGGAGGAGGAGGUGGUGGUGGUGGUAGAGGGGGAGGGAGAUGGAGAGAAGGAGGCAGAGGAGGAAGGGGAGGAAGGAGGACGCAGUAAAGGGGAGACCAAGGCGGAGGAGAAAGAGAACCUGUCCGGAGAGAGACAGAGCGGAGACGGACAGGAGUCGACAGACGACCCUGAGACGAAGGUGGGGAAACCUGGCCAGAAGCUGGACGAUGACGAGGACAGGAAGAACCCGGCCUACAUCCCGAGGAAAGGACUGUUCUUUGAGCACGACGUCAGAGGACACGCCCAGGAGGAGGAGAGACCUAAAGGACGAAACAGGAAGUUGUGGAAGGACGAGGGUCGCUGGGACCACGACCGGUUCCGUGAGGAGGAGCAGGCGCCGAAGAGCCGCGAGGAGCUCAUCGCCAUCUACGGCUACGACAUCAGGAACGGAGGCGGCUCCGGAGAGAGGACGUACCGGCAGCGCAGACCGAGACAAAGUACGUCUCCCAUCAGAGACAAACGGUGGAGAGACGGAGAGAGACCGGUCCGGUCCUGGCAGAGUGGUGGAGGAGGAGGAGGUCUGAACCGAGGAGCUCCUCCUUCAUCCGGCCAGCCCCCCUCUACGUCCCCCUCCUCCCUCCCUCUCUCCUCCGCUCAGCGUAGCAGCAACCCCUCCAGACCUCCUCCCCCCCGCAGCAGAACGUCCUACCACAACCAGAUGCACCUCCCGCCCCAGUACAGGAAUAACGAAUCAAACGCACCCCCGAUGCACCCCAGAGAACGACACGGGCCUAAAGGUCCGUCCGACCCCUCAGGGGACCGGGGAGUGGUCAUCAGGGCGGGGCGUGGCGGCGGGGGGAGGGGCCCCUCCGUGCUCAUCGAGGACAUUACCGUCAACAAAGGAGGCGUUCGGGAACCGGACCAGAACGUGACGCCGCUCACAUCGUCACAACCGGGCGGGUACCAGUCUGUGUCGCCAAGGCGACAGCAGCAGGACCACAGGGGAGGCGCCGACAGAUCUGCGUCGGGAUUGGCCGCUUCCUCCUCCAGCUCUGACCCCUCCCUGCAGUCGCAGGCGGCGACGACCAAUCGGGAGGCUUCUCCUCCCGCCGAGCGGCCGGUGGAGCGUAAAUCUUACUCUCUGGCUCGCAGGACUCGCUCUCGACCCGCCGACCUCGGCAGCAAACAGCCGUCCGUGGAGGAGUCCGCCGCCACCACAGGGAACGCCGCCCCCUCCACCCCCAGCGGGGUGGGGGGGAAGAGCUGGGCGGGAGCAGGAGACGGGCCGAGUCAGGGAGGAGGAGGAGGAGGAGGAGGAGGAGCGGCGCUGGCGGAGCUGGACCAGGACGUGGCUCGACUCAGUCUGGCAGGACAGAGCUGGAGCCCGAGUCCAACGUCCUACUUCAGGUCUGAGAUGAGAGGCCUCCCCUCCACCAUGCACAUCCCCAGCAGCCCGCCUCAGUUCUCCAACAUGGAGGAGAUGGGCGUCGGCUCCAAUCGGGCCAAACGCUACUCGUCUCAACGCCAGAGAGCCGUGCCGGAACCGGCGCCGCCGCCGAUGCACCUCGGGGUGAUGGAGGGCCACUACUACGAACCCAUGUCGUAUCAAGGACCAAUCUACGCCCACGGAGAUGGCCCCGCCCCCAUCCCGCCGCAAGGCAUGCUGGUCCAGCCUGAGAUGCACAUGCCCCACCCGGGUCUCCAUCCCCACCAAUCAGGCGGCCCGAUCGCUAACCCCGCCCUCUACGGAGGCCCGCCCGUUUCUCUGUCGCCGGGGCAACCGCAGCAGCUGCUGCCGCCGCCUUUCUACCCUCCGCCGGGGGUCAUGACCUUCCCGUACCCGACCAUGUACCCGACUCCACAGGCUCAGGCCCAGGUGACCUACGGAGGAGUGACGUACUACGACACCAUGCAGCAGCAGGCGCAGCCCAAACCAUCGCCCCCGACGCACCUCCCAGCCCGUCUCCGUCAAGCCCCCCCUCCGGAGGUGCACUUCGCCUCAGAGUGACCCCGCCCACCCUCACC